Notodromas monacha is the source of this 2754-nucleotide messenger RNA. The record is from the annotation of a GenBank genome assembly. Lineage: Eukaryota; Metazoa; Arthropoda; Ostracoda; Podocopida; Cyprididae.
GGUCAGUGUGUAGCAAAUGUCAUGUAACCCUACCACAUGCCCUCACUCAUGCAGAAAACAGGUGUUGAAAAAAAAGAAGAAAGGAUCCAGGCUCCCCAAGAGAAAACUCAAGUGUUAUCCACAGCAGUCUGUUUAUCUUAUUUGGAUAGGGGAAAUUUUGUGAGAAGGAAGUGGGUGCCAGAAAACCGUUUCCAGAAUCCGUUGCUUCCAGGUGUCUCUGUUGUCCUUCAACCUGUUGAGCAGAUCACCAGGUGUGCCACAGAUAUGACUCAUUCUGAUGAACUGGUGCAACAGGUUUGAUAGACAUGGAAGCAUGAUGCUGCUGCUGCUGGGGGCCAUGGUGCUGCUGGCUGCCCUCUUUCAACCAUCCAUUGCACACCGCAUAGCCUAUGACCCAUUGAAGGAUCCAGACUAUUGGGAUGGUGUGUCCCAGAUGAGCCCAGUGGAGCGCCUAGCUUUCAAGGAGUACGUGCAGUCAAAAGUGAAUGGUGCAAGACACAUGGUCAUCCCAGAGUUUGUGUAUGCAAAACUGAAGGCAGAGGCCAGCUCCUCUAAAACCACAAAGACCACCACACUUGGUCCCACAUUGGCUGCAUCCCUUUCAGAAUCCACAGGAAUAGUGCCCAGGAACAUCAGACCAUCCAACUUGAUGGUGACCAUGGUAGACCCUGCGGAAUUCCUCAAGGUUACUCCUGAUGCAUCCAAGAAGAGCCCCAAGCUGGUCCUGAGAAUUGGGCCAGAGUCUGUUAGUCAAUUGCCAGAGCAGGAAUUCAAGGUCUUAGUGACUAAGGUGGGAGGCCUGGAAUCCAAGAUGCUGAGUAAGGUGCCAGCAGAGAAGGAAUUCAAGUUAGUGGAUAAGUUGCCAGAGAAGGAAGUCAAGGUGGUGGAUAAGUUGCCAGAGCAAGAAUUCAGACUACUUUCCAAGUAUCCAGACAAGGAAUUGAAGCUGGUGACUAAAAGUGCUGUUGUGCCUGAGACAACCACUGCUGCUGGGAGGCCAGAUGUUUCUAACCCAAUGACUCGCUCAUCACAGACCAUCCAACUUUCCCCAAUGAAGUUCUUCAUGUCUUACAAAUCCACCCCAAGCAGCAAUAUCAACCUCUCUCAAAUAGCCAAGCACUUUGGCAACAGGCUCCAGAACAUGUGUAAGCCCAAGACCUUUGUUCUACCAGAGGCAGUGAUGAGGAAUGAGCUGCCUAAAACAUCAACACCAGUGCUGAGACUAACAGAAGAAGUUACAGAGGUCAAGACUGAAUCAUCACUUGCAACACAAAGACCUUCAGGCAAAUCCAUGGGCUUGGGUAAACUCUCUUUAAUCAAUGACAGCAAACCAGAGACUGACACUCCUGUUCAGCUGCUGCUGAGUGCCAUGGAGAAACAGUUCAGGACCAACAAAGACUCCAAUAAAAUGCUGAACAACCAUCUGAAGAACCUUUAUAGCCUUCUGGGUACAUCUCAAACUCCUUCAGUCCAAAAUAUGCUCAAGGAUGUUGAAGCUGCAUUCACUACUAAACCCCAGAUGCCUCUGGAUGUCCAAACUGUUUCAGUCAAUGAAAGAGAUGAUUCAGCCAAGGAAGACAGACUGGACCCAAUAAUUCACAUGUCCCAGAGGACAAUGGACUUCAUGAAUGAGCUCCUCAAAAAGAGAAAAUUUGAAUUCCCAGAGGCUUCUCCAAUCAAUUCCUUCUCAGAUGACUUGAGAAAAGAUCAACAGCAAUCUCUGAUGUUGCAGAAAAUGAAAGAUAAAAUGUCUGCUGUGUUACUCAAGUCAGGAUUGUUCCCUGAAUUGAUGCCACCAUCAUCAUCAGGGGUCUCCAGGCUUGGGAAUAGUGACUUUGACAUGAGGAAACCUUUGAAUGUUGAAUCAUCUUUGAUGAAACUGAUGAGGAAGGAGCAGAAAGUUCCCAGCAUGGAUCCUCAACCCAUUUCAAACCUGUUGCUGUUGAGGAACAAAGGGGAUAAUUUUCUAUCUUCUGAUGCUAAUGUCCUGCAUGCUGCUCCUCCUGCUCCUCUUCUGGCAGCUGCUCCUCUUGCUCCUGCUGCACCUUUUCUUCAAGAUCCAGCAGCAUUAUAUCCAAGCAUGAGGAAUGUUCUACCACUACCUUCAAGAUCUCCAGUAUUGAUUCCUCCUGCUCCAAACCCACAACUGCAACCACAUCAGCAACCAUCAAUGUUCCAACCUGGUCAUGAGCAAGGAGGUCUGCAGUACCAAGAGGUCCAGCCAAGCAUGGCAACCAUGGAAACCUGUCCACCUGGGGCAGUGUGUGCUGCAGCCCUCAUCAAAAACAACAAAUGGACCCAAGAGCAAUUGAGCAGCUACCAAAAUGAAGACCUCAAUGGUGUGCUAACAGGAGACUGGGCACCUCAAAAGAGUCCUCCAAUGGAUAAUUUGGUUUUCAACCCUAUCCCAGUGUACUACAGGGAAACUGGGGAUACUAGUGUGGCAGGUGCUGAGGCACCACCAUCAGCAGCAGGCAGCCAACCCAUGGUGGUACCUGGAGAACCUCCUGAUGAUUCCAUCCAGAGUGGCAAUAAUGAAGAGGAUGAACCAGUGCCUGAUUUCAGACCAAACAGACAUUCCAGUGAUCCUGAAAAUGAAAAUUCAGCAUUUUCCAAAGAACAAGACAAAGUUGAUUUCAUGGUGUACAGGAAACCCAAGGCCAAGAUGCAAUAUUCCAAGGUUCCCAAAUUCCUGGUGGAAGCCUUGUGAACAAAAAUUAUGUGCAUGAGAAUAAACAUCCUCCAGAAAAAAAA